AGCAUAAUUUAUGGCGGAAAAUAGUGGUGUACAACAUUGAUUUCGUUUCUAUAAAUAUCGAACAUGCCAUACCUACUUAGCAUUGCUCAGAGUUACCUACCUUAUCUCUGUUACUACAACUCUUCAAUGGCUUCUAGCUUUCAAAGUUCACCUAUGGCUUCCAACUACAGAAGCCAUAAUAAGAAAAGCCACGACAGUGACAUGUUCCAUCCAACCCAAGUGGAGGUGGUUGUGGUGCCUUUCCCUGCACAAGGGCACCUCAACCAGCUUCUCCACCUCUCUCGCCUCAUCUUGGCACACAACAUACCCGUCCAUUUUGUAGGUUCGCAGACCCACAAUCGCCAAGUCAUAGUUCGUGCCCAAGGUUGGGACCCAAACUCCAUUUACAACAUUCAAAUUCACGACUUCAAUGUUCCUCCUUUUGUUUCCCCUGCCCCCAACCCACAUGCUGAAACAAGGUUCCCCUCACAUCUUUUACCCUCCUUCGUGGCCUCCACGAGUCUCCGUGAGCCCGUGUAUGCACUCUUGCAAUCCCUUUCAACUGUGGCCAGAAGGGUCGUUGUCAUCUAUGACUCCCUCAUGGCAUCUGUGGUGCAAGAUGCUAUUCAUGUGCCCAAUUGUGAGAGUUACACUUUCCACAGUGUUUCUGCCUUCACCAUGUUCUUGUACUUUUGGGAUGCAAUGGGGAGGCCCCCAGUAGAAAAAGUGUCCCACAUCAUCCCUGAAGUUCCUUCCCUUGAAGGGUGCUUCACAACCCAAUUCAUAGAUUUCAUCACUUCACAGUAUGAGUUCCAUAAGUUCAGCAAAGGGACUAUAUACAACACCACAAGGGCAAUUGAGAGUCCUUACUUGGAGUUAAUAGAGAGGAUCAUUAGUAGCAAGACUCAUUGGGCCUUGGGGCCAUUCAACCCUUUGUCCAUUGAGAAGGGAGUCUAUAACACAAGGCACUUCAGUGUUGAGUGGCUUGACAAGCAAGAAGCAGGGUCAGUUUUGUAUGUGUCGUUUGGGACAACAACAUGCUUCUCUGAGGAGCAAAUCAAGGAGGUUGCAAACGGGUUGGAAAAAAGCAAGCAAAAGUUCAUAUGGGUGGUGAGGGAUGCUGACAAGGGAGAUGUGUUUGAUGAGGAUGGCGUGAGAACUGCUGAGCUUCCAAAGGGGUUUGAAGAGAGAGUGAAAGGCACGGGGUUGGUUGUGAGAGACUGGGCACCCCAAUUGGAGAUUCUAAGUCACAGUUCAACUGGUGGGUUUAUGAGUCACUGUGGAUGGAACUCUUGCAUGGAGAGCAUGACAAUGGGGGUGCCAAUAGUAGCAUGGCCUAUGCACUCUGACCAGCCUAGGAACAGGGUUUUGGUAACAGAAGUGCUCAGAGUUGGGGUGGUUGUGAAGGACUGGGACCACAGGGACGAGUUGGUGACAUCAUCAGAUGUUGAGAAUGCCGUGAGGAGAUUGAUGGCAACAAAAGAAGGUGAUGAGAUGAGACAAAGGGCAAUGAACCUGAAAAAUGCUAUUCGCAGGUCCAAGGAUGAGGGGGGUGUUUCUCGCGCGGAACUGGAUGAUUUCAUUGCGCACGUCACUAGAUAGUUUGGUCCAAAUCCAUUUCAUUUACAAGCCAGGCAUUUUGAUGAUGAUGAUAAUAAUAAUACCAAUAAUAAUAAUAUAAAAAAAAUAUUGUUAGUGGAUUGGGGUAUCAAGACUACGUUAAGUGAAUGCAAAUAUAUGAUUCUUAGUUCGGGAUUUCGAAUAUUGUAUAGACAGUUAAGUUAGAUUUAUGAAAUAAGUACUUGUUUACUUUUAGUUUAGCAAUAAUAACUUGAAAGGGCUUAUUUGUUUAGGUAUAAGUGAGAAUUCAUGCAAAAAAUUUAUGAUAUAUGUAUUUUUUUUUAACCAAAGCA
Molecule: messenger RNA, 1892 nt
Organism: Glycine soja
Lineage: Eukaryota; Viridiplantae; Streptophyta; Magnoliopsida; Fabales; Fabaceae
Product: zeatin O-glucosyltransferase-like
Exons: 1
Coding region: 64-1581 (505 amino acids)
Molecular function (GO): UDP-glycosyltransferase activity
Source: RefSeq, a predicted model, not a curated record